Salarias fasciatus (jewelled blenny) is the source of this 2533-nucleotide messenger RNA. Its product is annotated as adenosine receptor A1-like. Gene Ontology annotation, cellular component: plasma membrane; synapse; dendrite. Gene Ontology annotation, molecular function: G protein-coupled adenosine receptor activity. The record is from RefSeq and is a predicted model, not a curated record. Lineage: Eukaryota; Metazoa; Chordata; Actinopteri; Blenniiformes; Blenniidae. The coding region runs from base 76 to 1098 and encodes 340 amino acids. Gene Ontology annotation, biological process: G protein-coupled adenosine receptor signaling pathway. The transcript has 3 exons.
CAGACAGGGGACUCCCUCGCCGCGCGCAGGUCGCUUCUCCGCUGAGCGCGCGCUCCGCCGGCGUCCGCUGCGAUCAUGACUUGGGGUCUGCCGCCCUCCAAGGCGCUCUACAUCGGGAUGGAGGUGGUGAUCGCGCUGUCCUCGGUCGUCGGGAACGUGAUGGUGGUGUGGGCUGUGCGCAUCAACCGCUCUCUGAGGGACACCACGUUUUGUUUCGUCGUCUCGCUGGCCUUGGCUGACAUUGCGGUCGGAGCUCUUGUCAUCCCGCUCGCCAUCACCAUCAGCAUCGGGCUCCAGACGCACUUCUACAGCUGCCUGCUGGUCGCCUGCACGGUGCUCGUCCUCACGCAAAGUUCAAUCCUGGCGCUGCUGGCCAUCGCCAUCGACCGCUACCUGAGAGUCAAGAUCCCCAUGAGCUACAAGCGGGUCGUGACCCCCCGGCGGGCCGGCACGGCGGUGUUGCUGUGCUGGCUGGUGUCCAUCGUGGUGGGCCUCACGCCCAUGCUGGGCUGGAACAACCUCCAGCGGCUGCGCGACAACGGCUCGGUGAUCACCGACGACCUCCUGGUGACCUGCGAGUUCGAGACGGUCAUCAGCAUGGACUACAUGGUCUACUUCAACUUCUUCGGCUGGGUCCUGCCCCCCCUGCUGCUCAUGGUGGCCAUCUACGUGGAGAUUUUCUACAUGAUCCACAAGCAGCUCAACAAAAAGGUGACGGCGAGCCACACCGACCCGAGCCGUUACUACGGGAAGGAGCUGAAGCUGGCCAAGUCUCUGGCUCUGGUCCUUUUCCUGUUCGCAGUCAGCUGGCUACCUCUGCACAUCCUCAACUGCAUCACGCUCUUCUGCCCCGCCUGCGACAAGCCCAUAUUCCUCAUAUACAUCGCCAUCAUCCUCACGCACGGCAACUCGGCCGUCAACCCCAUCGUCUACGCCUUCCGCAUCAAGAAAUUCCGUACGGCGUUCCGCAAAAUCUGGAAACAGUACGUGCUCUGUCAGGGCCGGCCGGCUGAGCGCUUUCCUCAGAGAGGGAGCCAGAGAGGCCAGAGUCACGAGAGGAGGCUGAGGCAGAUCGACGACGACGACGAUGACGUGUGAGCCUUCGCAAGCCUGACGGAUCGCUGUCGGUCACUGAGUGGAAAAGGCUUUUUUUUCUUCACAGGUCCGCAUGACCUUAAUGGAUUUGAAGGAUGUCCGAUGGACAAAUCUGUGGCAGGACAGUUUCUUACAUCAAACUAGGAGAUAUUGCGAUUAUAAAUCAGCACAGAGAUCCUAAACGAGACCUUUAUUUUGUUUGAGGAGACAGAAUCAUGACGAUGUCGUAUGGGAUAAGGGGCUUUUAAUCUGCUUCAACAACAACCUGUUGGACUUGAAUCAGUAUGUGUAUGUUUGUAGCAUAUGUGGUACAACAAUACCAGCGAGUGUGGCAAUUCACAACAAACUAAAAAAGGUUUGGCCUAAACGAAAACAUAAGGCCUUUUCACGUGAAUGAUAACUCAUUUAUCCUAUCAUGUGCUACAUUACAAGUGGCCUUAAGGAAGGAAGACGUGCUGAAGAAAAGCUUUGGCCAGACACAGCGUUUUACAGAAAGACUCACAGACAUGAAGGCAGUUUGGUGCUUCGAGUGGACCAAUAACGUACUGUAUGUUGCGUCUAUGUAGGGAAAACAGUGUAGAAUUUAGAGCACUUCUGGUUAAAUGACAGUGAAGUUACCUAGUGACACAUCAAACUUGAUCUUUCCAUAAGUGUGAUGCAUGUGAAGGUUAUGCUUUUUACAUUCCUCAAACCAUUUGAACGAAAGAUUCACAAACUCCUCGCUCGAGGUGAAAAGACAAGAAUCAUGACUUGAUGCUUCCUAUUCAGUAAACGAGAACAUGGACAAUGGUAACAACGGUCGAUCUAGCUGUAAUUACUCUGAGGCUGUGGCCACAUCCGAGCUCCUUCAUCUGUUCAUGAUCUUACCACAGAGACGACCACUGAGCCCUGACAGGCGUUUCACUGCUAAAACUUUGCUUUGAGAGAUUUAGCUGUAGCUGCAUCACAUCCUCACUCACUGUUUUUCCUUAAACUGAUCAAUUAUGUUUAAUGAAUAUUAACAACUCGAUCUCCUGAACAUGUGUUGGCAUUGUAUAGUUCUGUGAACUUUUUUUUUUAAAGAUAUAUAUAUUAACACCAUUAUCAAAUCAACAAUAAGCACCAAAACUAAUAGACUUGUUUUGCAAAAGUAGACUUAAUAGAAAAGUGUUUCAGGUCUAAUGGUUGUAAAAGAACACAUGGGAGGUACUGACCUUGAUGCAUUCACAUUACUGUUGAACUCUUUUUUUUUUUUCAAACAUGCAAUGUGAACAUUGUUUCCAUGGAGACUCAGCUGGACAUUUGAAAACGUUAUAAACAUGUUAUAAAGCUGCUGACACAGACAAUAUAUACGCCAUGUAACUAUGUAAAAAUGUUAAUCAAAGAUACUGUCUUAAAGUGACCUACGUGUGCAAACAGCUGUUCAUUUUGUCGGACGUCCUCGUUCAGCUGUGAACGA